Molecule: messenger RNA, 669 nt
Organism: Fonsecaea multimorphosa CBS 102226
Lineage: Eukaryota; Fungi; Ascomycota; Eurotiomycetes; Chaetothyriales; Herpotrichiellaceae
Exons: 1
Coding region: 1-669 (222 amino acids)
Source: RefSeq, a predicted model, not a curated record
AUGAAUCAUACCACAAGCGCAGACGGCCUCGGCGGCUUUCCAAAAGACCACAGGUCAUCUCCAGGAUCUCCCGACACUAGAUCAGACGGGUUCGCUCGCCACGUCGAGACGCAGGACGAAUGGCCGUCCAGUCCAGUAAUUUCCCAAAGAUACGGUCGACAUGACGCACAAGGCCUCUUGGUCGAUUUCGAACAUACAGACGCAUACACGAUGCCCAGGAAAGCGCCCCUGCCUCCUCCUCACAGCAGUCCAGUCUCGCUGUCGAGUCGCACCAGCACCACUGCUGCCGAUCAUUCCUCUUCGGCCUCUGAACCACUGAUCGCGAUACCCUAUGAGUCCACGUCUAGCGCCGACUCCCAGACGCCCUCAGGGCCUCAGAUCAGAUUCAGCGACGCCUAUCGGAAAUGGUGGUUGGAACAGUAUUCCCGGCCAGCGCCACUAGUGCAGAUUGCAAAUAAGAGACCAGCUCGCGGGAAUUGGCAAGGCUUCUGGCUCGCUCGAGGCACACUGAGAGGGUGCGAUAACGUGAUAGAGCAACAGGGCCCCGGAUAUUGGCUGGCAAGGGGGACAGUGAAGGACGCUGAGCAGUACGGAAGCGCCGAGACGUCCCUUCGCCUCUGGAAGCGUGUCGCAAACAAGAUACGAAGCGUCAGCAGCGAGGAGAAAUGA